Molecule: messenger RNA, 4889 nt
Organism: Aphis gossypii (cotton aphid)
Lineage: Eukaryota; Metazoa; Arthropoda; Insecta; Hemiptera; Aphididae
Exons: 6
Coding region: 1254-2951 (565 amino acids)
Source: RefSeq, a predicted model, not a curated record
UUUAUUAAUUAUAAAUCAUAUUUCAUAAUAACAUAAGUUAAAAUGCGAGGUGUGUCAGAGCUUUUGGUGUACUGCAUUGUUGUGUACAGACACUUAUUGUAUUAAGCAGUAAUUUGUAGUAUAAUAAUAUGAUGAUUAACCCGUUGCUCGCUUUACUAUUAUAGCCUUAUAUCGCUUGGGUUAUAGUGGUUAUACAGUAUGUCCCAUAGGUCCCGUAUCACCCUUAAUAAGUAUAAAUAUAAUAAGUAAUAACUCACAUUUUAGUGCUUGAGUUUGAUUAUCAUUUUGUAUAGGUACUAUUGGAUUAUUGGAAUUUAUUGUUUAGAAUGCCUAUUUAUAUGUACAUGCCUUUACUAUUUGCCCUACAAUAUGAUUAUCAAAAUCCCAGCCCUAAUAAUGGCGAUUGACGCAUUUUACAAUUUACGAUACGAAUUAUUUUCAAUAUUUAGCAGUAAGUCGUGUAUAGACUAUGCGGGCAUCAACCAUAAUAUUUCCAAAUUCUUAAUAAAUCAAUAUUCAAUAUUAUAUUUAUAAUAAAAUGUAGCGUUUUCAAUAAUUUUACUCUGUAAUGCUGUGAUAUACGUACGAUAUUAUUAAUCUUACUAGUAAAAAACAAGACCAAUGGCGAGGAAUCUAUCCCCCCAUAUCCCCUUGUAAAUACGCCACUGAUUGUAACGUCAACUGCGCAGACUAACAAUAUCAUACCUACUUGGACUAGUCAGACCCUAUUAUAUCGACAACGAUUUUUUUAUAUGGGUAUAAGUAGGUACAACAAUUUAAUAAUAUACAAAGUCAGGGCCGCUCUACAGCGUUACACGACAUUUAUCGAAUCGUUAAAAUCUGUUAAAUCCUUAUCGAUUUACAGAAUUCAUCUACAGUGAGCAAUCUAUAGUAUUUCAUAAUCAAUGCUAUUAGGUAGGUAUUACGAUAUUUUCAAUCGAUAAUUCAAUCGAUUUCUUAUCAGGCUUCCUUUUCGUUACUUGGCCGUUCCCGACCAUGUUUGUAUACGAUUACAAAUUCUUUUCUCGUUAAUUAUUAAUUGUCUUUCGUUCGAUUUUAUUUUUCAGUCAACUGUAUUUUAUUUCAUCCGUACCAAACAGUAGCUGAUCGGGUUAGCGGAUACAUUCUUCUCACUUACCAGACUGUGUAAAAGUGUAUAAUAUAAAGCCAACCAUUGGAUAUUGUAUUCAGUCUUGGAUAUAAAAAAAGGAUCACCAAUUUUUAUCUUUGUUGUAGAAUUUAUAAUCUGAACAAUGAAUCCUAAUAAUCAUCAGAAAACUCUAAAAAUUAUUGAGCAACUUUUAAUGUGUACACCUUAUGUUUUUGUCAAACGUUUAACAGAAGAAGACAUUCAUGUUAUGACAACGAAAGAUUCAAUCAAAACGGAACAUAUGAAAAAAUGUCUUGAUUCAGAUGUUAUGACUAAUAACAAAAUGGAAAAAGAAUCAUUUAGAAAACCUACUGUAUCUUCUUCUAACAUUUCAGGCAACGAAAAAUUUCAGAAAUCAAAUCAAACAAAUGUAAAUCUAAAAAAGAAAUCACUGGCGAAUUCUACUGCACCUUGUUUAUCCUCUUCAAGUUCUAAAAUAAUACAAAAACCAAAGUUAAAUAAUAUUAAAAUGGAAACCGAAACAUCAUAUAGUCAUACUAUAUCUUCUUCGUCCUCUUUAGGGUUUCAGAGAGCAAAAAAAUCGAUAAAACGAAAGUUAAGUAACGAACAAUCAUAUAGCCAUACCAUAUCUUCUUCGUCCUCUACAGGUUUUCAGACCGCGAAAAAAUCAAAAAAACGAAAGUUAAGUAACGAACAACCAUAUACCCAUACCAUAUCUUCUACGCCCUCUUCGGGUAUUCAGAGCUCAAAACAAUCAAUGCAACGAAAGUUAAGUAAUGUUAAAUUAAAAAAUGAAUCAUCUACUUGCCUUCAAUUCAAUGGCCCCUUUAAAAACAUUUCCAAAGAUCGUCUAUCUUCAGAAGAUUUGAGCGGAAAAAUACAACUUCGACACCCAAAAGACAUAUUAAAACCUUCAUUGUAUGAUAUGUAUAAAAUUAACUUUCAAAAAUACAGAAUUACUAAAUGUUCUAUCAAGAACAGAACAGCUAUGUUAAAUUCGAAUGAUAAAAUAGAUUUACAAUUGUAUGACUUUACACUUUUAUUUGACAAAUAUUUUGGUAUACCUCUUCAAAAGACGAUAGUAAUAAUUGCAAAUAUAGCAAAUGCAAGUUUACUAUUGGAAAACUUCUACAGUGAAAAAAAGGCUUUAUUCCGAAUGAAAAUUUUCAAUUUUGAAUUAUUACAGGAUCAUAAAAUCGUCCUUGUAUCAACACUACAAAACUGUCUUGUGUCUAUCUUAUUUUCAAUCGAUGAAUAUGAUGUUUACAACAUGGCCCUGAUCUUAUUUAUGUGCAUGUUAUCUAUCAUUCCAUCGUUGCGUGAUUUGGAUUGGAAUGAUACCUUUAAAGAUCUUGUACAGUUGUUUUGUAAAAAUCUCGAGCAAAGCCAACCAAGAUUCCUUAAGUUCAUUAAUUGUAUAGAAAGCCACACAUUUCAAUCAGACUGUAAUUACUUGAUUAAAUUAUUUGAUGUUGCUGCUCGUCUCGAUUGUACCAUGAGAAGUCGUAUGAAAAUAUUUUUUAAGCCAAAAAACAAAUUAAUAGAUUAUUUCAAACGUGUAAAUCGUGCUGUUCGUCGAAAUUCGAAUGAUAAGGGGUUUUUUGAAAGACUGGUACACGAAUCUUUAAGAAAUUUAUGUGAAAGUUACAAGUUUAAAGAAUCACAGGGUAUUUUUUUGAAAAACAACGCUCCAACAAUUUCAGAAAAUACUACAAACGAUGAAAAUAAGAAACCUGCAUAUCUUAGAAGAUCGAAUAAGAAUACAACUUCAAAAAAUACCACAAAUGCAAAUUUGGAAACGAGUUUGGAAAAUAGUGCUUCAAAUAUUACUAACGUGUGAUGCAGACAAUUGUAACGAUAUGUACCACAUAAAUGUGGUCUAGUUAAGAACCGCAUUUAAACUAUACAUUAAGGAGAACGUGUUUUCGUACUCAAAUCAGUAAGUUAUCAAAAUAUAAUAUUAUAUUAUAGCUAGAUUUAUAUCGCACUAAUGAAGCUGAAAGCUUAAAAACCAGAUAAAAAUAAAUUUACUAUACCUAACCAACUCAAAAACAAACCAACUGUUUCUUAUAAAAAUGCUAUUAAAACAUUCUUAAUUAUAUAAUAAUAUGUACAAUAAUAUUAUUAUGUACCAACACAUAAUGUAUAUUAAAUUCAUACAAUUUCUAUCAAUAUAUUUUAUUUGUAUAAAAAUAUGAAAUAAACAUUGAGUUAAUAUUAUAAGAAUAUUUGAUUAUAUUUUUGUACCUAAUUAUUUUUUAUAAUUAACACUAUAUACCUACUUAAUGUAUACUUUUGAUUGAUAUACAUGGUACACGUCUUGUAAAAUAUGUGUACAAUUGUUUUUUUAAUAGAGAUUAAAAACAAAAAUAUUGGUUAAUUUUAGUAUUUUUAGAGACACAUUUUACACAAUUACCUAACAUAUCGAUGAACCAUUAUUCAAACACUGUGGCGUUCAUCUGUGAAUGGUACUCUGCUGAACUACCAGAUUUGUACCGAAAUACCAGUUUGGAAUUUUUUACAAAACCAAAUGACGGUGACCCGGCAUGGCACACAAUGAGCAUACCGCUCUUCCCUAUGGGUACCUUGAGUCCUUCGGUAUUGUCUGCGUUUUGCUAAAUGUACCCGCGUGUAUGGUUUUGGUUUACCCACGUCUCAUCCAAGUAAACAACUGGCCUUGAAUCAUUGUUACGUCGAAAUUCGUUGAUUUUUCUUAAAAAUUUUACUCGAGCAGCAUAUAUGUCAUUUUGCUUCAUUAAAAAUUUACGUCCAUCAUUACAUCUUUUAUAUUUAAAAUCUAAAUUUUUAAAAGGACUUUCAUGGACGAUUUUGAACCCAGAUAAUUGAUUUUUUCACUCAUUGCUGCCAAUAUUUUUGAUUUUUUUUUUUUUUUUGGAAAUUGACAAUUGUCGUAAAAACUAUGAACGGUUCUUCUUACAACUUCGUUGUCAAAAUCAUCUAGAUCAGUAGCAUACUUUAGCCGUUUAUAAGUUUUUUUUGGCGACUUGAACAAUGUAAUUAUGGGUUUGUCUUCUAUUUUUUUUCCUUCUGCACAAAUUCGCUUGACACUUGCAACGCUAACAAGUAACACCACAUGCUUCGGUAGUUACUUCCCGAGUUUUACGGAAAAAAUGAGCAAAUUCGGGAAAAUUUUUGUCAUUAACCAAUACUUUUAAGCAACUGUAAACACUAUAAAUUACUUUUUUAGUUUGGGAAUGAAUAUUCUGUCGAGAUUCCAUUAUAAAAAUAUUGUUAUAAAUUUAUAACAAAAAUAAAACACUUUUUAAAAAAAAAAAUGCGAACAAAAAAAUACUUAUAGUACAGGCAACUCGAUGAAACGUACACACAGUCACAAGUAAACGGUUGUGGAAGUACUAGCUGCCGGCGUAUUACGACUACGCUGUAGUACAUUUCACGUAAGGGAUUCGAAAAAUUGUAAAAUAUCAUGUAGGGACAAACGACAUCUGACUUUUUAAAUAGCGCGCUAAUAGUGUCUAACGGAGAACCCCUAGUUACGCUAAAAUUCGCCACUAGUAUAACGCCACCAUUGCGGCUCAUUUUUCGCUGGCCGUACUAUAGUAUGUUUCAGGUUACUACAACUAAGUAGUAAUUUUUAAAACACAUCAUUGUAAAAUCAAUACAUUCCUUUUCUGUUUAGAAUCUAAGAAUAUUUAUGAAUUGUUUAAAAUAAUUAUAUUUAUAAUUUUUAUAAGAAGUUAUAUACUGAAAUUAAUCUAUGUAUCUGCUAAAAAACUUUAGUAUGUCUUAAGAAUCAAUU